CGUCAGUCGACGCAGUGACAAAAGAGUCGACGCGGCGUACACUAGCUACACCAGGCUGAAGGGAGCACACAUACAUAUGAAUACAAGGGCGCGUAUAACGGCACGCAUGGUACACGGAUGGCAGCGAGGGUUUCAUAGCAAUUGAAAAGCUGAGCACGGUCACUGGCGACGAACCUACAGCAGCAUGCCGUCUAUGUUGAACCUGCCCUUCCAGGCACACGUCGACACGAUGACCGGAGAACACCGUGCCUCCCAUCUGGGCCCGACGUUCGCUGGCCCUCGAUGGGCCAUCUACUCGCACAGCUGGCCUGUUACGACGCAGCAGCAUCAGGCGUCCAGCUCUACGAGUCUCUCGCAGCGUUUUCGCAGGGCGGUCCUCAAGAAUGACCUGCUGCUAGCCAAGCGAAUUGCAUCCAAGGCUAUUGCCCUCUCCACUAGCACGGCCCUCGAAGCAGAGCAGCAGCAGCAGCAUUGGCUCGACCGGCAAUUCGACUUAGAGACACGGCGGCCGUCGACACACACCGUUCGAGCUUUACCGUCGUCCGCGUCGGGGACAAUAUCGCCAAGCGGGAAAGAAUCACAGCCACCACGCCGAUCGCCGCUAAAGCUUCCGGUGCUCACUCUGCAGGAGGCGAAACAAGCGGAUGUGCCUGUGCGAGAACGAGCGCUACUGCGGCACAAGGCACUUGCGCAGCAACCGUUUGAUAUCAAGAACAUUGACCACACGGCUGCGGCUGGGAGCUUUGACGCCAAGUGCUCGCUUGCGCUUGCGAUUGAGUCCGGUGCGGAUAUCGAGCUGAUUCAAUGGCUGUUGGAUAUGGGCCAUGAGGCAGAGGAGCUGAGUCGCGACGCAGAUAACAAUUCGAUCGUCACUAUCGCUGCGCUUCACAAUCGGCCCGAUGUCAUCGAGCUCUACAUCAGCCAUCCUACCAUCAGUGGAAUCGACCUGCUCGACUGGAGCAACACCAGCCUGGGCCAGACAGCCCUGCAUCUCGCAUCUAUCAAGGGCCACGAGGAAGUGAUCAGGGUGCGAAUGAAUGGCGCACCGCCGCCUGACAAGAGUAAUGGACAUGAAUUGAUGUUGAUUCCUACUUGCCGCUAGCUUCUCCUGCAUCUGGGCGCGGAGGUCGACAUGCCAGAUCGAGA
Tilletiaria anomala UBC 951 is the source of this 1146-nucleotide messenger RNA. RefSeq lists its product as uncharacterized. The record is from RefSeq and is a predicted model, not a curated record. The transcript has 2 exons. Lineage: Eukaryota; Fungi; Basidiomycota; Exobasidiomycetes; Georgefischeriales; Tilletiariaceae. Gene Ontology annotation, molecular function: protein binding. Bases 185 to 1102 code for a protein of 305 amino acids.